Pleuronectes platessa (European plaice) is the source of this 1761-nucleotide messenger RNA. It is a transcript of the gene dus2, whose product is annotated as dihydrouridine synthase 2. Gene Ontology annotation, cellular component: cytoplasm. Lineage: Eukaryota; Metazoa; Chordata; Actinopteri; Pleuronectiformes; Pleuronectidae. Gene Ontology annotation, molecular function: tRNA binding; flavin adenine dinucleotide binding; tRNA dihydrouridine synthase activity. The record is from RefSeq and is a predicted model, not a curated record. Gene Ontology annotation, biological process: tRNA dihydrouridine synthesis.
GGAGAAGGACGUGGCCGCCGUGGACGUGAAUAUGGGCUGUCCGAAGGAAUACUCCACUAAGGGCGGGAUGGGAGCUGCUCUCCUGAGCGACCCUGACAAGAUCGAGGCGAUCCUCAGGAAACUGGUCUCAGGCGUGUCCAUCCCAGUGACCUGUAAGAUCCGGAUCCUUCCUUCGUUGGAGGAAACGAUCCGAUUGGUUCAGAGGAUCGAGAAGACGGGCGUCACUGCUGUCGCCGUCCACGGCCGGUUGAAGGAGGAGCGUCAGAGACACCCCCUCCACUGUGACUACAUCCAGGCCGUCGCUCGGGCUGUCUCCAUCCCCGUCAUCGCCAAUGGAGGUUCUCUGGACCUGGUGAAGACCAACGCCGACAUCGAGGAGUUCCGGAGGGCGACCGGCGCCUCCUCCGUCAUGUUGGCUCGAGCCGCCAUGUGGAACCCGUCGGUGUUCGCCAGCCAGGGACCACUUCCUGUGGAGGGGGUCAUGGAGGAGUACCUCAAAUACGCGAUCGAGUUCGACAACCACGCCUUCAACACAAAGUACUGUCUGUGUCAGAUGCUGAGGGACAAGGUGGAGUCUCCUCUGGGGAAGCAGCUGCAGGCGGCUCAGAGCAGCGCUGAGAUCAGCGCGGCGUACGGCCUGCAGGAGUUCUACCAGCAGACGCAGGAGCGGCUGCAGACCAGGAGGGCGGCGCUGCAGAGCGGCAGCGAGCCCGACCGGCCCGUCGUGGACGGAGACCUCACCACCAUGGCCGUCAAGUUCGAACGGAGGGAGUAUCCACCUCAGAUCACUCCGAAGAUGUUCCUGCUGGAGUGGAGCCGCAAGGAGAAGAUGGAGCCGCCGCUGUACCAGAUGGUGCAACGUUCACAGGAUCGAGGCUUUCAGGCGACUGUGACUGUAGCAGGAAAGAAAUACAGAUCUUCACUGUGGGAGAAGUCGAAGAAGUUUGCGGAGCAGGCGGCGGCCGUCGUCUGCCUGCGGGUCCUGGAGAUCCCAGAGGGUCGGGUCGGAGAGGAGGAGUCCGGCCUGGUCUGCAAGAGGAAGAGGGACGGGAAGACCAACGGCACCGCGGAGCAGGACAGCAGCAAGAAACAACACCUCUCCGCCGAGAAGCAGCAGGAGACGCAGACCCCAAAGACCCCAGUGGUGGCCAAUGGGGACAGUCGUAGAGCAGACACGAUUCCAGAGCAGCUGUGAAGUGUUUGUAGGACAGUGGUUCCUUGUCUUUAUGUCACUUCCUGUCUGGAACAUCUGCGACGUCUUAGAACUGAAAACUAAAUUUACAUCAGCUGCUGGAUUCUGCCUUUACAUGAACAGACUUUUUUACUUAAUUUACAACGGAUUUCAUUUGUAAACACUGAGACGUGCUCAGUGUAACCGGUCUCACCCCAGAUCAGCUGUGAGAGAUUCACUUGUUUUAACUGGGAUGAAUGAGUUUGAACCAGCAGGCGGCAGCACUGAGCACUCAGCUCAGGUGUCAUCAUCUCAUGUCAGAGGUUUGAACCUGGUGCCUUAAAGAGGAAGUUUUACUUUUCAUUCUGAUGGUUCAUCGUCUUUCUCCUGAUUCAAGCCUUUAGUUUCUGCUGGGAAUGACUGAGGUUGAAUUAAAAGACGUUACAUGUAGUAAACAUGUGGUAAACAUGUCGAGCAGACCCCAGGUGCCAUGUUUUUUAAUCCUCUCUGUGCUUUUAUUUCACUUAAGGUCAAAGAAAUCUGUAUCUUCCACAUUGUUUUUUUCAUUUUAAAGAAGAAGCUGCUUUUUA